This is a messenger RNA of Adineta steineri, 465 nucleotides long. Lineage: Eukaryota; Metazoa; Rotifera; Eurotatoria; Adinetida; Adinetidae. The record is from the annotation of a GenBank genome assembly.
AUGUUUAUAUAUUGUUCACUAUCGUAUUUUAUUCGUCAAUGUAUUCAUAAUCAUAUUAUUCUUGGUAAUGAAGCACAACAACCAACAAUAUUAAUAUCAUACGGAGUAAUAGUUCAUAUAAAUAGAUAUGUUCUUCAAUAUUGGAGUUCAAAACCAGAUAUCAGAGUAGCGCCAUUUUCACCAUUCGACAUUUUUAACUUUCGACGUUUAAUAGUAAAAUCUCAUCGUAUUUUCCUAGAAGGAGUUAUUGCACUCACACUUUCAGAUGAUAAUAAUACAUUUGUUCAAUCUCAACUUUUUCUUUCUUGUUAUCCAAUUCAACAAUCAACACAAUUACAAUCACUUACAUUGAUUGAAAUUGAUAUUAAAUCAUUAAAAUCUAUUUCUUCGAUGUUAGAGAAACUUCGUCACUUACGUUCAUUUUCAUUUAAUAUUGAAACUAUGAGACAAAGAUUUUCAGCAUGA